AUGUGGCUCCUCCACACGGCCACGGCGCACCUGCGCUGCUUCAAUAGUCCUGAAGAAGUUCCUGGGGGUUACGCCAUCCUUUCCCAUGUAUGGGACUCACCGGAUCAAGAGGACACCUUUCAAAGCGUCCGGAACCUCGCACCUGCAACGGUCCCCCGGGAUCUCUUAUCGGCCAAGAUCCGCGACUUCCUGGUUUUCGCCGAGACUGAUGGCCACGAGUGGGCAUGGGUCGACACCUGCUGCAUCGACAAAACGAGCAGUGCCGAGCUGACUGAAGCGAUCAACUCCAUGUUUCGGUACUACGCGCUCUCGAGCGUCUGCUACGCCUACCUCAACGACGUCGCGGCGGACACCUGGGAUCGUCUAGACACCUAUAAAAACCGCACGGGCUUCCAGCUGAGCAAGUGGCACUCGCGUGGAUGGACACUACAAGAGCUUCUCGCCCCACGCACCGUCGUGUUCUUCACAUGCGACUGGACACCCAUCGGCACCAAGUACGAGCUUGCGGAGCUGCUUGAGGGCACCACGGGUAUCCCCAUCGCUGUUCUCCGGUUUGAGCGAGGGAUCUCGGAGAUGAGCGUGGCAGCGCGCAUGUCCUGGGCCUCUCAACGCACGACAACGAGGGUCGAAGACGAGACAUACUGUUUGUUUGGGUUGUUCGGGAUCAACAUGCCGACAGUGUACGGCGAGGGUCGUGGCGCGUUCUACCGCUUCCAGGAAGAGCUCAUGAAAAGGACCGCGGAUACAUCCCUCUUUGCGUGGGGGAGAACUAUGUGCAUCUUGAAGCUAGGGGAAGUCAUCCCGGAUCCCCGAGGGCAUGAUCGACACGCCGAGUCGGCUUCUGACCCGGCGCACCACCUCUUCGCUCCAGCACCCGUGUACUUCAGAGGCUCUGGGAACAUCAUCUUCGAAGAUAGAGGCGUCUCUUCCGUCUCGACACCCCACGAAGCACAUGGCGAGUCUUUCGGAGCUUCCGAUCCUGGCGCAAUUGAAGUCCCGCACUUCGCCGUAACCGCACACGGCGCGCACGCCACCAUCCCCAUCAUCGAGAUCACUCCGACAUUCGCCGUCGCCGACCUGUUCUGCUCACAAGAUCACAGGCCGCUAUACCUUAUCCUCCACCGUUCCUCGACGAACGCUACCGUACGCGGUUGCGCGCUUUACACCUGUGGACUCCCUGCGUUCAGGCCCUUUAGGCUACCCUGCCGCCUCGCCACCCCGCGCGACCCUCUCUCCUUCCUCUCUCCAACCCCAGAAACCACAUGGCGAAUGACGGACGUCUACAUUUCAUCGCGCCCGAGCGCGCAGUCUCUCUACCGAACACCAGAGCUCUGGACACGCGUCACCCACCUCCGCGACAACCUCUCCGCGCCCUUCCACAUCCGCCCCCCCGUGCUCGCCGCAGCCGCCGCUACGGCUUGGAACCUCGUCGACGCGACGGACCUCCCUGCCGCCUGGAACGGCGUGCCCCCGCUUGUCCUGGUGUUCGAGCACCGCGCAGUGCACAACCGGCUCUCCCUCGUCCUCGGGCGCUGCGACGGCCGCUCCUCAGCCCUCCCCGCCCCCUGCGCGGGACCAGCCGCGGCGCGCCCGCACUUCGCGUUCGUGCGCUUCCACACGUGGCCGCACCGCGAUCCGCUCGCGGGGGUCUUCGCGCACUCCUGCGGCACGGACCACAUCGAGGGCUGGGCGGAUGGCACGCGCGCGUUCGAGGGCCUGUCGUGGAGGCCGGGCAUCUGUCUGAGCACACAGGACGCGUUGCGGGUGCAGAUGAAGUUCCGGCGAAGCCCGCUGGGUGCGCGGGGCGAGACGUUGGACCUCGAGUUUGAGGUGGGCUGGGGGGAAGGCCCGCGGCGGGACAUCCCGUUCAUGCGCGCGCGCAUCGCGGGGUCCACAUUCUCCCCACGCGGCGUGCGCGCGAGGUAG
Molecule: messenger RNA, 1926 nt
Organism: Epithele typhae
Lineage: Eukaryota; Fungi; Basidiomycota; Agaricomycetes; Polyporales; Epitheliaceae
Product: HET-domain-containing protein
Exons: 2
Coding region: 1-1926 (641 amino acids)
Source: RefSeq, a predicted model, not a curated record